UGAAAGGUUGAGUCGCUGAGUGGGGUCCUCUGUCCCAUCGUCUCUUAUAACAGGAAGAUUGAAGUCGAAGGUGGUUGGCCAAGAUGCCAGAAGAGAUGGCGGACGGUGGGAGGAAGCUUGUGACGCUCGAUGACCUCAUCGAUGCCCUAGACAAGCGCGAGAGGGCGCCGAGCAACGCCCCAAAGGUCGAGACAUUCCACGUCAAAGGGGAUCGGGUAUGUGAAUGGAUGGAUCUGACAGAGCAGGCGUUGGUGGGACUGUCAGAUGAGGUCAAGCUCCAGCGGGUCCUGAGGUAUGUCCUGCAUAGCCACCAUCGGGAAGUAACUAAGGUUGUGGAUGCCGCCGGUGGCAGUUGGACAAAGUUUGGGGACCUAAUGCGAAGGAAGUACAGGCUGGGAGACGGCUUGUUGACCAUGGCCGACUUGGAGGCCAUGAAUAAGGAAGAUUUCUCUACCAUUCGGGCGUUCCUGCACGAGUUCAAGAAAAAGGCGAGGAAAGUGCACGGGAUCUCCGAGGAGGCGCAAUGCGCUAUAUUUUUGGGGCUGCUCACAGGCUCGGAAGCCACAGAGCUGACGAAGUAUGGGGAAGGAAGCGAGAGGCUCACCUGGGCAACCAUUGACAAGGGAGUGGAAGAAGGGAGUCUAGACCAGGUGGAGCAACACCAAAUGAGGUUGCAAAGGCGCAAGAGGAAGGAGAGGGAUGCUACUGUAUCCGGGACCCCGGGGGUGAAGAGAAUUGUCACGGACGUAUUGGCGGCACUAGGGUACGACAAUGAAGCAGAGAUACAAAAGAGAGGGGUGCCAAUGGCCCAAGGCCGGGUGUUAGGGGCAGUAGAUGAGGAGGCCGGGCAAGAAGACUAUGGCGGAGGGGAGACAGUUCGACUGGAGGAGGGCUUUGACGUGGAGCGAAUGGUGGACAAGCUCCCGGAGGACCAUAACGAUCUGAUGAAUUUAAAGGACAUUUUGGCCUCGGCACCAAGGCUCCAUGGCGAGCUGAAAGGGUGGCUCUCGCGAAGGUUAGUGGCCAAUGUCCACCUGAGCUCAAUUCUGCCCAGGGAGAUAGAGUGGACAGAGGCGGGCACUAGGAUGGAUUUGAAAUGUGUGGCGUGUGGGUUGGUGGACUUGAAGGUGAGGGACCAGCCGAGCAUCGCAAUGGUGGACACGGGCGCGAAGAUGAAUAUCAUCCGGGAGCGGGACGCGACGAUGUUAGGGCUAGAAGUUGACCAUUCGGACCAUGGUGUGCUGCACGACGCCAACUGCAAGGCUAUUUUCUGCGGCACUACGUCUAAUGUGAUGGUGGAGAUCGGGAGAGUAAGGGCACGAACGUGCUUCUUCGUCAUGCCCGACGUCGACCACCCUAUUCUUUUGGGGAGGUCGUUCCUCUGUCGAACAGAGACCUUGGUCUUCAAUAGGCAUGAGGGAACGAUGAUCCUGGCCCUAUCUGAUCCGGCCUGCGGGAAUUACGAGAUCAUCAAGUGCCAGAACACAGGGCCCGGAAAUGCGAGAAACAGGCUCAACCUCGGCUCCUUCACUUUUGAGGGGUCUGAGUAUGCGCGACGGAGGCUCCGGGAGGAGCAGGAGGAGGAAGGAGCAGGUGAGGUAUUGUCCCUGAGCCUUAAUGAUGUAAAUAAUAAGGCAAUGGAGGUGGUGACGGCGCAUGAUAUGGCGGACCCUGAGGCCAUAAAGGCGUUGAGAGAGCAGGUCCUAGAAAGCCCUCAGGGGAACUUUAGCCAGAGGAGCGCCGCGAGUUCAGAGGAGGGCGAGCUUCUUAUUCCUGAGGGAGACAUCAGGGAGGCCUUCCGAGCUGAGGAGUAUGAUGGGAUUUAUCCGGAGUUGGGGUUACUCUUGUCGUGCGAAAUGAGGGAUAGGGACGCGAGCGCCAAAGUCCAGAAGAUAAGGCAUCUCUACGUGGUAAGAGAUGACCACCUAUUUAUAAAGCGACAAGUUGGAAACCCCAAGAGGAUCGUAUGUGGAAGGAACCGGCAGAUCGAUGUCAUAGCAGCCUUGCACGAUGGUAUAGCAGGGGGGCAUAGAGGGGUUAGUGCCACGUGCGCGAAGAUAAGCGAGUUCUACAAUUGGGAUGGAAUGCUGACUAUGGUCAUCAAGUACUGCCAGUCCUGUGUAACUUGCCAGCAGAGGUCGGCGCAAAGGCCUAGGAAGCCUCUGCACCCCAGACUGGAAAGGGAAGUGGGGGCAGUUGUACACGUGGACCUGUUGUUCAUGCCACUUGGGGAGGAUGGAAGUAACUAUAUCUUCGAUGCACGGGACAACCUUACUGGGUUUGUGGACGGUCGGGCUAUCCGCACAAAAACUGGCCCAGUUUUAGCAAGGUCUGACUUUUCGAAGGCAGUCAUGCAGAGGGGCGGGAGGGACACUUGGCCACGCCAGGGGCCCCAGAGGAUGGAGGGAAGAGGCGAGCAGAAUGAGCCGCCUAGGAGGGAGCCUACGCCUGAGUUUGAUGAUGACAACAUUGAGCUCUGCUUGGAUGUAUAUUGGGACCAUGCGGCACAGAGAAGGUGGUCAGUGGCGGAGAGGAUUCACCACUUGAGGGGCAUAGGGCGGUUCGAGGAGCCUGUCGCUCAGAUAUGUGAGGAGGCCCUGACUUGGCCAGACGUGGAGGCCAGGAUGCAGCGGUUGAGAGCUUCCCCUAGGGGGCGUGAUGGCAUGCCCAUUCGAUUGGAGGAGGGGAACGUAGAUGAGUUCAUCCCCGCAUAUGAGCACUACAUGUUGAGUCUGGGGGUUGCGCAGGGGGAAUGGGUGCAGGCCCUACUUAUAUGGACGAGGCGGGCAGAGAAGCAGGCGGUCAAACAGAUUCAAGAGAGGGCUCGAGACUGGGAGGACUGUCAGGCCCAGCUUAGGAGGGCGUUCGGACGGCCACAGCACGAGAGGCACGAGCCCAGAGUUGAGAGGCAGUGGCGAAGCAAGAGGCCAAGGGAACCGGCACCGAGAGAGGCGGGGCUGGCCAGAGAGGGGAGGGGAGCCUCGGCCCAGCGGGAGGAUGAGCCCGUAGAGGCCGCAUUGGCAAGGGAGUCAUUCCCCGCUUGUGGCCUCCGGGCGGUUGAGUUUCGACGGAUUACGAGCGAGGGGUUGAGGCCGCCCUUGCCAUUGCCAUCAACGCAGGAGCUGGACAUACCAAGAGAGACGCCAUUCCGGAGCUUGGCGACGCAUCUUGAUGUAUCCCAAUGGGAGGCCUCACGGCUGGGAGGGGGCUCAGUUGAGCCGGCGUGCGACGUGCUAUUGGAGGAGCCCCUCGACCCUGAGAUGGAGACUGACAUGCGAGACCGAGAGGAGCCACAUGACCCUGAGAUGGCAGCCGAGCGGCCGGAUCCGGUACGACCUCAGGGGAGAGAGGUGAUCACGGUUGGGGACGAUACCCCUCCAUGCUCCCCAGCUCCAGAGUCAGCACAACAUUCAUGGCCAGAGGGGAUUCCUGAUCCAGGCGGCGAGGAGAUCCCGGAGUUUCCCCCUGAGGCCACCGCUAUACCUGAGCAGGAGGCAGAGGCGGAGAACCAGGGUGUGUGUGAGAGAGCGAGGAUGGAGGCGCCCCUUGACUUGCCAUCGGCCACGCAGGCGACCAAGAGCCUGGACAUCGAGGAGCCCGUUUCAGCAGAGUUACCGCCAGUAGUGCCGCGCGCGAGCAUUGGGAUGGAGGCGGAGGCAUCGACUCCAGGAGACCAGGGGCCGCGAAUGGGAGGAACCCCAAGAGAGACCCGCGAAGAGAAACAGGCUGAGAUGGAGGCGGCGGGGAUAAAGCCGACACCGCCGGUCGAGCCCAAGACGAGUGAGCAGAGGAUCGACGAGUUGUGGGCUAGGUAUGAGAGCCAGAGGGAUGCAGCCCGCCAGAGGUCACGAGAGGCAGGACAGGCGGACGAGGAGAUGAGUGAGCUGAGAGAGAUGGGGGACUUGGGGUUCUCCGCGACCAGGCAGGCAAUUGAGCGCAUGGAUCGGAGGGUAUGCGCGACGACAGUCACAUCUUUCCAGUGGUAUUAUCUACUCAGCAAUGAGCUCAGGGUUAAGGAGCUGGAGGUAGAGCACCUGACUACUCAGCUUGCCGAGGAGAGGGCGAGGAGUCAAGCUAGAGAGGUUGAAUGGGAGAGGAGAUUUGGGGAGAUGACAGCCGCUGUGGAUAGGCUCUCGGUAGCCUGGGAGGCGAGCCAGAUGGGGCGAGCCGGUGCCGAUGGCGAGGGGCGAGCCGGUGCCGAUGGCGAGGGCCGAGGGGUGCAGGCUUCUCCAGGUCAAGGAGCAGCGGUGGAGGUCCCUCGACAAGCCGAGCCAAUGGAGGAGGCGCCCUUGGACGCAGUCGAGGAGGAGGGUGGCGCCCAAGAGUCGCUUAUGGCUAUGUUCACGGAGAGGAGAGGUUCACGCUUGCAUGAGCUGGCGACAACCAUAGGGAUAGGCACUCCACAGGAGGGGCCUCAGGGACUCGACGCUCCAGAGCAUGUCCCGAGGUUGGGGGAGUUGAGGGCGGAGCUGGGGUCCUGGGCCACGGAGACGGACUCAGGAGGGCCCGACUCGCGGCAGCAGCAGCAGCAGCAGGAGGUCAUGAGUGAGCCCACCACCAUGGUGGGCCCUCAGCCGUCGGAAUUAUGUGGGGAUGAGGUGGUGGUGGAGAUAGAGAGGGCUCAUGAGGAAGGACCCCGAGAGUUGGAUAUGCCAGACGACAGGCCAGGGAGCACCGUCGCACGAAGGGGUGGAGGUGCUGAGGCUAUGGAGCCCGGACCUCAGGGCCAUAUGGGAUCGUCCUCGUGUCAUGAGGUGACUACUGGGACCAUGGAAACGCCUUCGGCAUCGAGUUCACAAGGAAGAAAGAAGAAGACUGCCAGGUGGCACGAUACCUCCUGUUUUUGGUGCAAGGAGGGAGGGCAUAGAGCCGUGGACCGCCCAGAGCUCCUUGAGGAUAAGGCCGAGGGGCGAGUUGCGGAGGUCGACGACAAAUUCUAUGACAGACAGGGCAGGGUAGUGGAGCGAGCUCCAGAUGGGGGCGUGGCUCAGUUAUAUAGGCAGAACCGAGAGGAAUUAUGUAAGUAGGGAUCGGUCUGUCUAUAUAUUGAUAGGACUAGAGAUCCUUGACACACG
Molecule: messenger RNA, 5075 nt
Organism: Chara braunii
Lineage: Eukaryota; Viridiplantae; Streptophyta; Charophyceae; Charales; Characeae
Source: the annotation of a GenBank genome assembly